This is a messenger RNA of Adineta ricciae, 822 nucleotides long. NCBI's taxonomy places the organism in Eukaryota, Metazoa, Rotifera, Eurotatoria, Adinetida, Adinetidae. The record is from the annotation of a GenBank genome assembly.
AUGUACUCUGACGAUGAAGUCGACGACGGUGAGAACAAUCGAAGAGAUUCUGUGCUUGAAUUACAGAGAUUUCUUGAUCGGUCUCAUUUUUAUUUGGAACGUUUACCCGUGCUUAAAAUUGAAUUAAACGAUGUUGAUCGUAUAAAUCAACCAGAUGUGUACAUUGAAAAGCUAAACGAAAUCGGCAAUCUCAUUGUUGAUCUAUCGCAUAGUAUUCGCCAUACUCAACAAUUACACUCCCAAUUGGACGAAAAUGAAUACCUAACACUUGAUUAUCAGAUCCAUCGUCUUCUCAAAGAAACUGAACGCGAAAUGAGUGAAUUUCAUCGACUUCGCGAACAAUUCAAUCUAUCCAUGAAUGAAACAACACCAAAUCUCACUGACGAAACUGAUCAAUCAAAUGAAUUACAACAGCAACAAGUGACUGUUACCCGUGUUAACGAUUCCUAUGACUUAUUAGAACGCGACUUAGCUACGCUACGAGAAACGAUUGACGAAAUUGCAACACUUCUUGCUCGACAAGAACAGAUGAUCACAAGAAUGCAGCAGCUACGAGAUAUCGCUCAAGUUCGUGUUCACAACGCAUCCUUAUUCUUCCACAAUAUUAUUCACAAUCGUUAUAUGACAAUCACAUCCGGUGCUCUAAUUGGUGCUACUCUUGGCGGACCAGUUGGCUUUAUGAUGGGUAUUAAAGUUGGUGCACUUACUGCGCUGACUGGAUCAGCGGUUGGUGCUUUAUCAAUGGAUAUCAUGCGACAAAAAUUAGUCGAACACGAUGCACCACACCAUACGACGCCUGCUUUGGAUCAAGCAAUGCUCUGA